This is a messenger RNA of Dichomitus squalens LYAD-421 SS1, 4323 nucleotides long. Its product is annotated as P-loop containing nucleoside triphosphate hydrolase protein. NCBI's taxonomy places the organism in Eukaryota, Fungi, Basidiomycota, Agaricomycetes, Polyporales, Polyporaceae. The transcript is spliced from 6 exons. The record is from RefSeq and is a predicted model, not a curated record. Bases 132 to 2513 code for a protein of 793 amino acids. Gene Ontology annotation, cellular component: mitochondrial degradosome. Gene Ontology annotation, molecular function: hydrolase activity, acting on acid anhydrides; RNA helicase activity. Gene Ontology annotation, biological process: mitochondrial RNA 3'-end processing; RNA catabolic process.
CUAGGCUUUGCUUGCUCGUCUAGGUCUGCGCCUGACUCAUUCCUUUGCGUCUGUGCUAGUACCUGUGAAAGGGGACCUGAUCUUAGGGUGAUCGAAGGGCUGUGGUCAAGUUCCCAGUGACUGCAUUGUCUAUGCUCCGGAUACCCUCGCUUUUACGAGCAACAUGCUGCCGUGAGCUUCGUACGCCCUCAGUAAACGCCCAGCAAUUGCUUGUCCGCACCGCUAAAUUCCAAGCACGAACUCGCAAGCCGGUUGGACGUCCAUCUCGCGCCCGGUCAAAAGCAAAGGCGUUGGAAGAAGAAGACAACCAGGUCCGACUACUUGCGGAUGAUGUCCCGGUCUACUUCUCUCGAAAUGUCCACACAUGGCUUUCCCAGUACAACCAGAGGAUCGCUGACCGGCUGGCGCGGUUCGGUGUCCCCAAGGAUGACCUCCGGUCUCUCCUCAGAACGUAUACCAAGGCCAUGAACAAGGGUGACGUCUUCCGCCACCUCUCCUACAGCGGCGACCAACUAUCCCGCAUUGCACGUGACAUGACAUCUAACUCCCAGCACGCCAUGGACCGAUACUUCACGCGGAUGCUCUUCGAAUGGACCAGUCUUCCUGAGGGCCAGGAAGCACUCGAGACGGUAGUGUCUCCCAAGGCUCUAGCGCGCAUGCAAAGUCUCUUCCGCGCCGCAGACCUCUCGAAUGCGGGCUGGGAGUACACGCACACCCGUGGAGCUCCACCACGCAAGUUUAUCAUGCACGUCGGUCCGACGAACAGUGGGAAGACCCAUAACGCUUUGCGCGCGCUUGCAGCUGCCAAGCGCGGGGUGUAUGCGGGUCCUCUACGAUUGCUUGCCUUCGAGAUUUUUGAUCGCCUGAACAAGGGGCAGAUCGUCCCGCUAGGGAUGGAGCCCGACCCGCAGGCAGAACCGGACUCGCAGAGCAACAUCGACUUGGGCGACGGCGCGGAGAAAGGCAAGGCGGUCAUCGUGAAGACGGGCAAUCCUCGGUAUGCGCGGCAGUGCAACAUGGUUACUGGAGAAGAACACAAGAUCGUCUCGGACACGGCCCCGCUCCUCAGUUGCACCGUCGAGAUGACGCCGCAUGCGACAUAUUUUGAUGUCGCGGUGGUGGACGAGAUUCAGCUGAUCUCGGACAGGCAACGCGGGGGCGCAUGGACUGCGGCGGUCCUCGGGCUGAAUGCGAGGGAGAUCCACCUUUGCGGCGAGGAGUCCGCUGUUCCGCUCAUUGAGGCGCUGGUGAAGCAGACGGGGGACACCUUAGAGGUCAAUCGCUACAACCGGCUUACCCCCCUCGUCGUAGCUGACAAGAGUCUGAAUGGGGACAUAUCCCGUAUCAAGAAGGGCGACUGUGUUGUCACGUUCUCUAGGAUGGGCUUGUUCGAGCUGCAGAAGAAUAUCGAAGAGGCGACGAAGAUGCGCUGUGCGCUCGCAUACGGUCGUCUUCCUCCUGAGAUCCGUAGCGAGCAAGCGGCUCUUUUCAACGAUCCCAAUAGUGGCUACGACGUCCUUGUAGGCAGCGAUGCCGUGGGCAUGGGUCUCAACCUCAAAAUCAGACGAGUCGUUUUUGAGACAGUCUCCAAGUUUGACGGCACCAGGGGUCAGCGUCCCCUCUCAGCGUCGCAGAUCAAACAGAUUGCUGGGCGCGCGGGCCGGUUCGGGAUGCACGGGGACGAUACUGCGGGCAUCGUGACGACCUUACAUCCGGGUGACCUUGACCUCGUACGGGAAGCCCUCGCAACGUCCUUCGAGCCUCUCCACACGGCUCGGUUGAAUAUGACCAUGGAAUCCUACAGAAAGAUUGUCGAGGCCCUCCCAUGGGAGUCUUCUAACAUAACCGUCGCGGAGGUGUACCAUUACGUGUCGAGGAUGUCACCCCUGUUCGAGUUUCAGUCGAUUCACGAACUCGAGCAGGGCUUCCUCUUCAUCGAUGACUUCGCCGACUGCCUCACCCUCCCUAUGCGGCUCCUCGCAACGAACUCGCCCACCCCCUGGCGUGACGACUUUGCAGUCACAGGAGCUCGUACGAUGAUGGAGAUUUAUCGAGACUCCUUCCGCGUACCCAUUGACGAGAUGCUACGCCGCGGAAGGCUACUCAAGAAGCUCAACAGCGCACUUGUUCUCAUGGAGGGCCGGGUGCCCGCCUUCACACAGAAGGACGUCGUACCCGUGCUCGCGCAUUUGGAGACCCUGCACAAGGUCAUCGCGCUCUACCUGUGGUUCAGCUACCGGCACCCGGUCGCGUUCCCCGAUCAAGAGAAGGCGUUCAAGCUCCGGCACCUCAACGAACUCGCAAUGGACUGGUGCUUGGAGGUGCUGCACCAGAUGCGGUUGAAGACGAAAGACCCCGCCGCUCAGGCGCGCAAGACGGUGUUGGACAGGCGGCCGUUGACGAAGCAGGAGGUGACGUUAGCGGAGUCGGAUUCGUCCAACUCAGAAAAGACAUCGCAUGAGAAGGUUCUGAGCGACAAGAACGAUGAAUUCAUUUCGCACAUCGUACGGUGAUGUAUGCCCCUCGUGCUUCACUGUGACGGGACAAGGUGUUUGCUCCUCUUUGUCCGCCUGUCAAGCCGAGUCCAAGUGCGCUCGACCGGAGGGAGACGCGCGUUGUUUUGAACCAUCGCGCCGUUCAACUUUCCACCUCGGCCCCCUCGUUCCGCUCGGUGCUCGACUCGGCUGGUCCGUACGCGUGUCCACCCCCAUCUCGCAUCUCUAGACUUUGCUGCUCUUCACGCCCAAAGUUAUGUUAUUAUCCUACUUAAUAAUCGCGCUCUCGGUGCUCUUCGCCCCGCUGGCUUACGGGCGACCGGCCCCUGCUGCACCCUCCCACCAAAUACGCCAUCCUGCCCCACAAGUCGAGCCAAAAACCCUCCUAGGUCGACAUUACCUUCUCCACGAACACCGCGAGGUCGCGCAUACCCAUAUCGUGCAUUCCAAUACCGGCAGCUCGCGUGCCCAACAACCCUCGCGACGUUCCAAGGUCAAGCAGCCCUUCGCAAAGUACAUCGCUGACCGCUCUGGCGACAUCUGGCUGCACGAACGACGCGCCCCAGUCCCCGUCCUGAUCGCACAAGCCGAACCCGAUAUGGACGACAACAACUACGUCUCGCACGUUGGGCCAUACGCUUACGAGCCUGCGCCGCCUCCCCCACCGACCGUCACGAUCCACGUCACGCAGACGAGCAAUGACUACGGCUCUUCACCCUCUAGUACCGAUGCUGCGGUGCUUCCUCUAAACCUCGCAGCUGCAAACCCGACUGCGACGCCGGUUGGGUAUGUUGACAUGGAGCAGCAGCCCGGCGAAGAACACAAGCACAAGGGGAAGGGCAAAGGGAAGGGUCAUAAGGGCAAGGAAACGAAGGGAUGAAGCCGGAGUCGCCGCUGGCAACGAGCGGGUGUUGCGGAAGUAUCUCACUAAUAUCGUCCUGACGAUGGACAACAUGACUUGGACCCCCACUCUAUAUCAUCCUGUAUCAACAGACGGAUCAUUCUACCUCAUCUUGGGAUUCUGUAUGUGCGCUUCUGCAAACCUACGUUGGGUGGCACGGAAUGACUGCCUGGAAUAUGAUGACGUCAUCCUAUCUCAACCACCCUCGACAAGCGCUUGUUUGACCAUGCAAAGGUUGACCACAUCAUCCUCGGUGGUUAUCUGAUACCUAAUAAUCACGCACUUUGCUGUACUCUGGCCCUAACAUUUUUGGCGAAGCUGAGACUAAGUCUAAAGGCUCGGCUUGCCAAGAAUUGGCCUUCCCUCGCACCCGGACAUUGCCCCCAUAGUCCUUUAAUGGCCAUAGAUAACAUGGAUGUCAUAUCAGAAGAUGGCACACUAGUAGAAGAAGACACUCAAUCAGAGAGGGCAACUAGCUCCCCAACGCAACCAAAAACAGUUAACGCACUUUCUCCAGGACAAGAGCGGAAGCUAGUGGACUAUCUCGAAGAACGCUUUUUAGACAUCACCCGGAACUUCAAGAAACGGUUCGCAUCUCGUAAUUUCAAAACACCUCUCACAAGGCUGACCCGCAUCCUGCAUAUCGUUCGAUAGGGCAGACCCAUCCUCGUCCCUCCCCACGCUCCCCGCCUACCUCGAAGCGACGCACCACCUCCUCUCGCUCAUCCUCCAGAUUCCCCCCGUCGACCCCUCCGCGCCCCUCCGGACGACGCUCCUCCUCCGCCUCACCGGCGACGUCCUCACCGCCGUCCCGGGGUAUGUCCCCACGCUCGACGUGCUCCCGCUCCUCCUCGCCUGGCUUGCCGACCUCGAUGCAGGCUGGCUCGCCGUCCUCCGCUCGCAGGCGUGGGAUCCAACGUCUUCCAC